Lymnaea stagnalis (great pond snail) is the source of this 15798-nucleotide messenger RNA. NCBI's taxonomy places the organism in Eukaryota, Metazoa, Mollusca, Gastropoda, Lymnaeidae. The record is from the annotation of a GenBank genome assembly.
AGAAAUCGUAUUAAGUAAGUGCUGUAUGAGCCUUCGCCUACAAAUUUUAAGGAGUUAAUUAAUUAAUUUAAUUAAGUUUAAGCUCAGCACCACCACGUCCACACACUUCACACACAGAAAUUUUAGGAAUGGCAGGAAAAACACAGGUCACAGGUUUUUAAUAAUCAUAAUAAUAUUCAUAAUAUUAUUAAUAUAUGUAUAUGAACUUCUAUACUAUUCUAUAGUCUAAUAAAAGUUUGUUAGUGUUACUGUUAGUUAAUAAGGUACUUCAAUUUUAAUUCACCGCAAAAAUUAUCAUUACUGCUAUUCUAUGGCUAUAUGCAGUUAUAUCCGGUUUAAUAAAUACAACUGCUUCUGUAGACACCAUGAAUUAUUUGACAAUUUCUGCAUUAGUUCACAAAGAAGUCAGUUUUAUUAUUUAUCUUGUUUCUACAACAACACAGUAUUGUACAUGCUGUCAGACGAUGUGCUAACAACCACAACGGUAACGAAAUGCCAAUACUCAACACAUCAAGCAUACGUGGAAAUUGGCAAAAGAAAGAAACAAUGGCACUCACAGACAUAUGCUCGAUUCUUAUAUGUGUGGGUUCAUUUGGCAUCGACGUGUUAAAGUUAAAGCAAAUGAUUUGAAUUUAUUCAACGCCAUUCUAGGCGAUAUUGUUCAAAUUUGGCCACCACAAAAAGCGGAGGACUUUAAAAGAAGUAAAAAAUAUGUUUUAGUGCAAAAGAAAAUUUUUUUAUUGGAAGUGUGAAGUGUUUUAAUGGAAAUGUGAAAUAGUAUAUAAUGUACAACAAUUUUUGAGUUGAAUUAAACGGUUUUUUUUUAACGAAAAUUUGUUUUAUUGGAAAUGUAAAUAAUAAUAAUUUUUGCAGUGAAUUAAAAUUGAAGUACCGUUAAUAAUAAUGGCUUAUUUUUAACAGUUCUACUAUUAGUGUUAUUAGAAUUUAAGCCCAGGCCUAGACCAAUUAACUUAAAGUAAUUUUUUCAAUUUAAUCUUGUGUUACCGGUACAUGAUGAGAGUCACACUGUGGCCGUGGCUAGUGGCGCUUAACAAUUACAAUUACAACAUUAAGAAAUCAAUCUCUUACUAUUUAAUGCAGUACAGGGUAUACAUAAUCAAUGGUAGUCCACUGACCACUCUAUUAAAAAUUUUAUUUGGUUGUUGAUGCCAAAACCUUAUUUGGAAAUUGUUCCCAUUUUUGAUUAUUGGCAAUUUUAAUGAUUAAUGACUUCUUGAUUUUUUAAAUUAAUGUUAAGAGCUAAGGGGCCAUCCAUAUACAUUAUGUAACCACUGAGGGCAUGUUAUUUUGUAGAUAAUGCAUACAGACUUUGGACCCCCACAAAUUUCAAAAUAAUUAUAUCAAUUUCCACCCUAAGUGGGCACUGCCUCAAUUGAUUUACUCAGCCUCAGCAUGGCCCUGCCAAUAACAUAUGACAAGGUAGGGUGGGUUUCAGCAGAUCAGAUAUUAUGUAGGCCUAUAUUUAUGCUCAAAUUCUGCAAGAAUUAUCUUGAAAGUCUAAUAGUCCAUAAAAGCCUAUUUAUACCUCUAAUAAAACCAUCUCUUACCUAAAACAUCUGUGAAAGCCAUGAUUUUUUUUAAGGCUAUAAAAAAUAUCUCGGCAAUCUUUCAUAAUUAUAAUCAAACUUUUCCUUUGUGCUUCUACAAGAGAACACUAGUAGCAACAUUUAGCCCAGCAUUCGCAUUUUUUAGACAAUAUAGUGCUACUGGGUAGAAACGGUAAUGACAUAAUUAAAGCAUUCAGGGAACUUGAAAGGCCUCAGUCAAGGCUGGUCUUGAUAUAAAUGAACCGAAAUAAACAACCACAAAUUUGAGAGUGGCUACAUUCAAAUAUCUAGGGGCAACUAUAAACGAGCACAAUGAAAUAAUUUGGGAGGUGAAAGAAAGGAUAGCAGCAGGCAACCGUUCCUAUUUCAACCUACAAAAGCUACUGGGAAGCAAAAACCUCUUAAGGGGAACAAAAAAGACAAUAUACACUACUAUCAUAAGACCAGUAGUAACUUACGCUAGUGAGGCUUGGACCCUUACCAAAAAAGCAGAGAACCUUCUCAAUUCAUGGGAGAGGAAAAUCCUCAGAAAAAUAUACAGCCUAAUGAUGGAAAAUGAUAUCUGGAGAAUCCGUGCAAACCAAGAGCUAUACGAAUUGUACAAAGACCCACCCAUAGUCACAACAAUAAAAAAAGGCAGACUGCGCUCUGCAGGACAUUUUGAAAGGAUGCCGGAAUGUAGAGCAGCAAAGGUGAUUUACAGGCAGAAACCUAGGGGCAGACGAUUCACUGGUCACACAAGGCUGAGAUGGAUCGACAAUGUGAAGAGGGAUUCACACCAGUUGGGGGAUCGCACAUGGAGGCGGAAGGCCAUGGAUCGAUCCAUAUGGAAGGAUGUGGUGGAGCUGGCGAGGGCCCUUCAUGGGCUGUAGCGCCACUGAUGAUGAUGAUUUGCUUUUUUUUAUGUUUCCGUAUGUGUGACGUAGUGAUUUUGUUUAGCUACACUAGGGAAUCCAAAAUGUUCCCUUUUCCUUGUCAAAUUUGUAUAAAAAUAUUUUUAGGGGGGGUGGGGGAGGGAGUGUACGUGAUUUUUUUUAAAAAAGGAAAAAUUUCAUACUUUUGUGCUUAUUAAUUUGCUGUUAAGCUCAUUUGUAGGUACACGGUACACAGAGUGGGGUUGUCCAAAAUAAAAAGUCUGGGGGACACAAGGUUGGGGGUGGGGGUCGUUUGUUUAAAAUUUUACUUUUUUUGCAUACAUAAUAUAUAGUAACCCUAGCAGUUUUUCUGUUAUUUAUUUUAAACUCAUGUUUUAUUGUUUUUUGUUUUGUGUCUGCAACCCUUUGUCCUCUAACUCUUUUGCUAUGUCAGCAGCAAAGUACAAACAAGUCUUGAGUGGAAGGUUCCACUGGAUCAAAAAAGUUGUAGCCUGUCUGUUGAGCAGGAAUGCAUUAAGUCAUAAUCCAGACAUUAUCAAAAAUGGUUCUGCGAUCUGUAUGUUCAUUAUUAAGAAUACCGUAAUUAUAUUUUUUCUGCCAUUCCACUGUACAUAGUACCUUCCAAUGAGCCACUCUGUUCUGGCUUCUGCAUGCCUUUUUUUUAAAUUGAUAAAUUAUUAAAUAUGUAGACUACAAGUAUAAGUUCAUUUCUGUACUUUAAACAGUAAGUUUAAGCACAGAAUUUAUUUGAGUAAUGCAUUUUAAGAAGUUUUAAAUGAUUUUCUUCUCUUUAAUGGGUUUAAACUCAUCUUUGAUAGAAAGUCUUCUUUCUUUUUCUUUUUUUUUAAAUUUUUGUCACCAAUUUAAGGCUUUUCCUUUUUCUGACAUUCUUCUGUCAUUCCAUGAUUCACCACUCCAUUCUACUUUUUUUUUAAAGCCCUUAAUGUUUUAGUUACAUUUUGAUUUUCCAUGGAUCUUUGGUCAACUGGUGAACCUUGCAUGAUUUUUUCUCUGGAUUUACUCUUAAAGACUUCUCCCAGAGUAAGGUGUAAGUGCAAGACAAAAGAGGUUUUAAGUUAGGAGCAUACCUCAUCUUAGUUUAGGUGCUACCCAAGAUUAAUGAGCCUUAAUUCCCUAAUGCUGCCGGCUAUAGGGCACCAGCUAACUCCCCCCCCCUCCCCUCAUGCCCCUUUCCUGCCAUUAGAAAUUACACCCUCACUAGAGACUAUAUAAUAAUAAUAAAGUUCAUUUCAAAAACACGCUUCAUCCCCAAAGGCUCGAAGCGCGGUACAAAGUCAACACAAAACAAAUCUAUAAUUUACCACAUUUAAAACAAACGCAACAUUACAAAAACUAAUUACAAGCAUACAAUGUCAAAGUCUUUCUAGCCAUUUCAACCAUAAGCAACACAGCCAUUAUGCAUUAACUGGAAAAUAAGGUAGACAAUCAUCCCAGAAGGUGUUUGCAAAAUAGAUGUGUCUUUAAAUCGGUUUUAAAGGACUCCAGUGUCUGGUUGUUUCUGAGAUCGACAGGAAGGGCGUUCCAAAUUGUUGGACCAGCAAAUGCGAAAGUGCGCUUUCCGUAAGUCUCAAGGCAAACACGUGGUGUCGAGAGUUUGCCACUAUCGGAUGAGCGGAGCUCUCUAGUGGGUACAUAAGGCGUCAGCAGCUCUUUCAGAUAGGACGGCGCCAGGUCAUGUAAGCGGCGGUAGCACAAAGUUGCAAUUUUGUACUCUAUGCGAGCAUGACCGGCAGCCAGUGCAACUCUCUCAGAAGUGUUUUUGCAUGGUCGAACUUGCGUUUGCGGAGAACAAUGCGAGCCGCAUUAUUCUGUGCUAUUUGAAACACAAAAAGACCAGGACCUGGACUUCCUUGUCAGAGACCAUAAAAGAAAUAGCCUUUUAAGAAAGCUUUUUAUUGGAAUUCAGAUCUCCACCUUUGCUACCAUUCUUGCCUGAAUAUAUAUUUUUGAGAGAGGAAGCAACAAAAAAAAGAUAAAAGUAUACACACAAAAUAUGUGGGGCUGGGCAUUAAAAACUCAUCCCCAGUUGGAAACAGAUCAUGACACCUGGGCCUAUUCUUGAAAAAGUUAGACGAGGAACUGAGAACAUGAAAAUUUGCAGGCUGCAAUGAAAAAGUCAGAUAACUAAUACAAGUUUGUGGGUAAUUUAGUGCUCAAAUAUCUUGCAGCCUCUAUGUUGAAGAAACUUUGGCAAAACUAAACAUGACCAAUAGACUGGAAAAGAAUGUUAUAUACAACAUGACCAACAAAUUGGAAAAGAAUGUUAUUUACAACAUGACCAACAGCUUGGAAAAGAAUGUUAAAUACCACCCCUGAAGCAGGCCACCUUGAAAAAAGUGAGGAGGAAGCAUUAGGGAAUCAAGUAUUUAAAGACUUUAUAUUUAGAGUUUAGAAGCUAAUAAAUAUCCCUGCCCAUCUCUACUCCUUAAUAUUUAAAGUUUAGAAGCUAAUAAAUAUCCCUGUACAUCUCUACUCUUUUAUAUUUAAAGUUUAGAAGCUAAUAAAUAUCCCUGCCCAUCUCUACUCUUUUAUAUUAUAAGUUUAGAAGCUAACAAAUAUCCCUGCCCAUCUCUACUCUUUUAUAUUUAAAGUUUAGAAGUUAAUAAAUAUCCCUGCCCAUCUCUACUUCUUUGAAUUGCAUAAAAAAAAUAACAACAUAAAUUUUUAAAAUUUAUUUAUGCUCAGAAUUUAAUAAUUUAUUUGCAAUUUCAGUCAUCACAAUAAAAAGAAAACCUUUCUUUUUAAUGCCCAGUUAACCAAUUUUUUUUAAUAGUUUUUUUAUGUUUGAUCUGUCUAUUUAAGUGCUUUCUUAUAUUGAAGGUUAAGCAGAAGAGAAGAUAGAUCAUCAUUGAAUUAUCUCCCAGUAGCCGUUUACAAAAUAUGUGUAUUGUUUUACUUGAAAUUUAAUUUCUGGCAAGCUUCUCUCAGCACAAAAUAUUGAAAUUAAAUGGAUACCUAUCCCCAUAUCUAGAAUCAAUAUAAAAAUUGUAUUGCUUAUCAGCUGGUAAGUGUAGGCUUUAGCUAUAAUUCUUGCUUAAAGCAAAGUUAGCAGUAUCACUGGGAACAUUUUCACGACCGCACCUGCUCUACAACCCACUCUGACAUUUAUGGGGGCCCUAAAUAGGGAGGAAAGUCCUAGAACAAUAGAUAGCAGUCGGAGUUUCUUAUCCGGUCGGUUGCUGUCGUGAAACAUUUUCUCAGUUUUGUGCAGGAUUUGUUUCAAGGAAUCAGUGGUUCAUUAACAUUCCUAACACAUUUUAUUUGAAAUUUGUUGCACACGUAAUGUUGUCAUAUGCGUUCUAAAUUCUAUUCACUGAGUUCUCGAUUUAAAAUAUAAAAGAGCGACAUCCAACAAUUAUGUUGGUGGUGAAAUAUUGAUGAUUGGCUUGAAACUUUUUCAUACAGGAAUAUACAGUUUCAAUAAUCUUUACUUCAUACUAGUUUAUUAAAUCAUUUUCAUCUUCAUUUCAGACUCCCCAAUUUUCAGAAUAUCAUGCUUCACUCAAGAAUUUUUUUAAUUCUUCAUAUUGGUCUUAUUUACUUUUAGCUGUGUAGUUUCUUCCAGGUCAUAAGGAGCAUUUAAUAUGAGACAACCGUGUUGUUAUUUUUUGUUUCUAAGCACUGCUUAACUUCCUGGCUAGAAAAUGCCACGAUGUGGUUCCUGGCGAUGUGGGUCUGGUCUUAAACUGGUUGUGCUAUCCAGUUAUUCUAAUAAUCCCAUCCUUUCUCUCUCUCAACAGGUGUUAUUGUCAAAACUGUUAAACAUGACCGAAGCAGCAGCCGCAAACAACAAGUUUGGUCUUGAUCUCUUCAAGACCAUUUAUGAUGGGAGCAAAGGCAAGAACAAUUUUUUGUCACCAUUCAGCAUCUCCGUAGCCCUGGCCAUGACACAAUUGGGAGCUCGCGAAACAACUGCACAGGCUAUGGCAAAAACAUUGCGAUGGGAGACGGCGGAUGAAACCAAAAUUCAUAAGCAGUUUCAGGCAUAUUUAAAGCUCCUGCAAAAACCAAGUGAUGCUUAUCAACUGUCUACUGGCAAUCGGAUCUACUUGGAGCAAAGCUACCCUAUUUUGGAUGAAUUCAAAAGCCAAACCCAGGAAUGGUAUCUUGCAGGUAAAUUAUGGUUUAAUUUUUGCUUCGCACUUGUUAUUUUCUUAAAAUUUCUGACUAGUGGUGUUCACUACCAGUAAGCAAAAUAUUUUGUUAAUACUUUUUAAAUUAGUCAAUCUCUUAGGUGUUAAAAAAAGAGUUUAUAAAUAGCAAAGAUAAAACAUUUUUUCUUUCUCAAUUUAAAGAUUAGGUGUAGAAUAAUGGUCCUCAAGGCUCCUAAUACAGUGACCCUUUAAUGCAGUUCCUUAAGUUGUGGUGACCCCCAACCAUAAAAUUAUUUUUGUUGCUAGUUCAUAAAUAUGUGGUUUCCCAUGGUCUGUGUAAGGGUCGUCCAACACCCAAAGGGGUCACAACCCACAGGUCGAGAACCGCUGGUCUAAAAGUCAACCAUUAAUUUAUCUUUUUUAAAAUCUUGUUCCAAGUGGUCUCCCUUUUCAAUAAUUGGAAUCUAAGACCUAACAAUUACUUUUUUUUUUUUUAACUUAUGAAAAAAAACUGCUGCAAUCUUUCUUUAAAAACUUUUUUUCACACCUAGAAUCAAUAAUCUGACUUCAAUUGCAUUACACAGUUCACAAAUUUUUAAUAAAAGCAAUUUAAUUGAUAUUAUCUUUGGCGGAAUUCAUUUAAAUUUUCCUUGAAGAAAUUGCAGGCUCAUUAUUUGAAAAACAACAAAGAGUUGUUUAAUUAGUUAAUGAUCAAAAGUGGGUAUUGUUGUUUUUUUAAGUUAAGAAAACUCUAUCACAUAACUCUAGCUGUAAAUAUGCCUCUUAUUGCACAAAAUAUAAAUGUUUAAAGUUCUUUAAAAAGAAGUUGACAACAAAGUUCAUAAGUCAAAUUGAGGUUUAACAUAAUAAAUUUAACUGAUGUUUAAAACAAUAAGUUUAACUGAUGUUUAAAACAAUAAGUCAACUGAUGUUUAAAACAAUACGUUAACUGAUGUUUAAAACAAUAAGUUUAACUGAUGUUUAAAACAAUAAGUCAACUGAUAUUUAAAACUAUUAGUUUAACUAAUGUUUAAAACUAUUAGUUUAACUGAUGUUUAAAACAAUAAGUUUAACUGAUGUUUAAAACAAUAAGUUUAACUGAUAUUUAAAACUAUUAGUUUAACUGAUGUUUAAAACAAUAAGUCAACUGAUAUUUAAAACUAUUAGUUUAACUAAUGUUUAAAACUAUUAGUUUAACUGAUGUUUAAAACAAUAAGUUUAACUGAUGUUUAAAACAAUAAGUUUAACUGAUGUUUAAAACAAUAUAGGAGCCAGAAUGAUCAAUUCAUUGAUCGUGGGCCCUUAAAAUAAAGAAGAAGAAUAAGUCAACUGAUAUUUAAAACUAUUAGUUUAACUGAUGUUUAAAACAAUAAGUUUAACUGAUGUUUAAAACAAUAAGUUUAACUGAUAUUUAAAACUAUUAGUUUAACUAAUGUUUAAAACUAUUAGUUUAACUGAUGUUUAAAGCUAUUAGUUAAACUGAUGUUUAAAACAAUAAGUCAACUGAUGUUUAAAACAAUAAGUUAACUGAUGUUUAAAGCUAUUAGUUAAACUGAUGUUUAAAACAAUAAGUUUAACUGAUGUUUAAAACAAUAAGUUUAACUGAUGUUUAAAACAAUAAGUCAACUGAUAUUUAAAACUAUUAGUUUAACUAAUGUUUAAAACUAUUAGUUUAACUGAUGUUUAAAGCUAUUAGUUAAACUGAUGUUUAAAACAAUAAGUCAACUGAUGUUUAAAACAAUAAGUUAACUGAUGUUUAAAACAAUAAGUAAUAAGUUAACUGAUGUUUAAAACAAUGAGUUAACUGAUGUUUAAAACAAUAAGUCAGCUGAUGUUUAAAAGAAAUGAAACAUUUUAAAAUACAUGUUGUUAUUUUCCUAAUGUUUUCUUUUAGAACCAGUCAAUGCAGACUUUAUCAAUAAUGCUGAUCAAGAAAGAACUAAUAUCAACACUUGGGUAGCUGAGCAAACGCAAAAAAAAAUUAAAGACUUGCUUCCUCCAGGGAUUCUCAACGCUCUUACUCGUAUGGUCCUGGUCAAUGCUGUUUAUUUUAAAGGUAUUCUUAUGCACAAAUAUGUAUAUACAAAGCUUUUCAAAAAUUUGUUUUUCAUAACACAGUGCUAUUACUAUUUAAGUUUUAAUAUUUUGAAGUAACAAAAUUGGCAUUAUAUUUUUUGUUUUUUUAUCUUCAAAUCAUCUUUAGGAUGAAUCUUUUGGCUUUUCAUUCUGCAGUAGUUGAACUUUCCGAUUCUUUUUUUUUUAUCCUCACCCUGCAGGCAAGUGGCACAUGCAGUUCAACGACAAGAACACCCGUCCAUCACCAUUUAAAAUAGCCCCCGGGGAAACAAAAGAUGUUCCUAUGAUGUCUCUCACCUCUGUGUUCCCAUUUGCCCACGAUGAGGAGCUCAAAUUUACAGCUGUUGAGCUUCCUUAUCAAGGAAAAGAGCUCGGCAUGGUCAUCAUUCUUCCCGAUGAAGAUUUUGGUCUUCAGGUAAAACCUUCUCAAACUUCACAGGUGUAUUUUUAAUGAGAGCCACACAAAAUCACUUCUAACUUUUUGUGUAUUAUUUGAGGGGCCCGCGAUCAAUUUGUUGAUUAUUCUGGCUCCUUAACUGAACUAUGCAUACAUAAAAUAUUUUAAAUAUUCAGUUUUGAGCCAGGGGCCCUAUGUUCUUUUUUUCUAAUAUGAGCUAUUUCUUCUUCUUUUUUUCUUGUAUUUGAGGGGCCCACGAUCAAUUUGUUGAUCAUUCUGGCUCCUGAACUGAACUAUGCAUAUAUUUUUUUUUAAGAAUGGUUAAUUAUAAUUUAUUUAUUUUGUUUUUUAUUAGGGCAUAAAGGUUAUCGAAAGGGGUUAUAGAAUGGUUAGUUACUAAAAUAUGUAUUACUGAGAAAAUAACUAUUAUCCAACAAUCUUUAACGUUGUUAGUCAGUUUUAAAUAUUACAAUAACAUCACCUAUAAUUUUACAAAUCUUUCCAAGUUAGGUUUUAGAAAAUACAAGAGCAAAUUUUUUGCCUUAAUAAUUUUUUUACCUUCUUAUGGAUCUUUUUAAUUUUUUGAGUUAGUUUUCUUGUUGAUGGCUACAUGUUCCUAAUUGUCUGCACCUGCCAGACCUCAUGUUUACUUUCUGUUUCUUUAGGAGCUUGUGCAAAAGUUGACUUGGGAAAAGCUGAGCAAGCUCUUUGAGAACCUGGGAAAACCAGGUCUGAAAAUUCAGCUGACCAUGCCUAAGUUUGAGGUAACCAAUUGCAUGACAAAAACUCCUGGCCCGCAGCCCUCUUCUGAUUACCUCCCUUCCUAUCUUUUAUAUAAUAUUCAGAACCUGGCCUUUUCUUUUUAUGUUCUAAUAGACAUUGAUUCUUAUCCAAAGAGGUGCAUUUCCCUGUGUGCCACUCUCUGCUCUAAGAAUAUAUUCAAUAAGUAGGGCCUGAAGCUAAUGCCAUUUAUCUCUAUUAUAUAUAAUUUUAUAUAUGUAUACACUUUCUCUCUCUCUCUAUGUAUAUAUUUUUUUCUCUACACUUUCUGUCCCCCUUUCUCUCUGUAUAUAUAUUUUUUCUAUACACUUUCUCCGUCUCUCUCUCUCUCUCUCUAUACAUAUAUAUUUUUUUAAAUUAUUAACCUUAUGUGUAAUCUAAAUGAAAGUAUGAAAUUUAUCAAAUAUAUUUGCAUGCUUAGACUCAAAAAUGGCUUUUAAUCUUAAAUGAAAUUUAGAAGAAAAAAAACAGAUACCUAUAUUUUCCUAGUCUAUGGAAGUGAUCUCAAAUCAUUGAAGUGACAUAGAAUGAAUGAUUAAUUUCAUUUCUUUUACAGAUUGUUAAUCAGUUUGAAAUUUACAUAAUAUUAUAGUUUAAAUGUUUGCAUUAAGCAGACUAAUCAAAGUAUGGAUGAAGAAGAAGUGUGAAGGAAAAUAGAAAACAAUGAUCCCUGAAUCAGUGGAGCGAGCCGAGCCUUUGAGCAUUUUAGUGAAUAAAAUCAUAACAGUUAUCUUCAUUAUCAGCUUAUAAAUAAACAUUAGUUAAUUAUUUUGUUUGUUUGCCAGAACUCUGAAGUCUAUGAUUUAUUAUAUUUUUUAGGAGUUAAGAAUCAUAUGCCCUCAGUGAGAUACAGACAUUUUUGUAAUGUAUGAAUCUACUCCCCUGUCGGUAUCAAAACCUAGGCUGUAGAUAAUGUUUGGUUGUUGAUUUUAUUUGACCUAAUUAUAUUAAAUUCUCAGAGUCAGAGCUAAUUGGUGAGUUAAUGUCUAAAUGAAGUCUCAGAUAAUUUUUCUUAGACAUUUUGAAAUAGCAAACCAGGCGAGACUUGAACAUCAUGUAAGAAUGAAAAUAUAAUUAUAAGUACUAAGUUUUAUAAAAAUUUGUGUUAUACGGUAACUGAAAGAUCCUAUGACGUACUGCAUCUACGCAUAUGAAUAUUAGUAGCAAAUAUAAGUAUGCUUGAAUUCAAUCUAAUAAAAUGUAAUGAUGCAUAUAAAUACUAAUCUACUAAAUACUAAUUAUACAACUUCAACUUCUACAAAAUCUACAUCACAUCUACCUUCAUAUUAUCUUGUUAAAUACCUUCUUUUUUUUUCUACACAGAUAAGAACUGUUACUUUUAGCAAACUAACAAAUAAGAUAAGAUAAGAUAAGAUAUUUUUUAUUGAUCCAACUAAAUGGAAAUUUUGUUUACGUUCAUUGUACCGGGUACAUAUUUUUUCAGUCCUGAAAAUACUUUUUUGAGUUUUUCAUUGUUCUUGAAAUUAGUCUGUAGAAAGACUUUCAGCGAAUAAUUUUGCGGCAUGAAUAACUAUUGUGUUCUUGAGUGUGAGUUGUAAUUUUGAACAGAGUUGUCUUUUUGUUUGAACAGAAUGAAUGCAGUGAUACUAACUGAUGCUAAAGUUGAUGAUGUCAUGUUUUGUCAUCAGAGUGUUGCUGUGGUCUUUUUAACAUCCGACCUUACAAAAAUUACAGUGCCCAUCGGCUUCUCACUAACCUAAAAAGCUACUGUAGCCUUUCCAGCGUCGGGACAAUUUUUUGUUCUUCGUUAUUAAAAAAUUAUCUACCCGGUACAUAAAACUGUGUAAAGUAGUUCUUGUGCAUAACUGAACAUUGUUUUGCAGUCAUACAGUUCUGUAUUAGCUAAACAGCAUGCCUCACAUGGAGUUCAACCCCAGUGUUGAUUUUUUAACAAUAUCAGUGGCUUAAGUUUAGAAUAAACUGAACUUUUUAUUUUGAUUACAUUACUUCUUUUAAUAUACCGGUAUUUUACUUUCAUUCCUAAUGAAAAAAAAAAAUAAAUGUAAUCUUUUCUGUUUGAUAUAUUGCAUUUCGGUACCGGUAUAAAAAAAUAAUUCUGUUUAAGUGCCCAUAUUUAGGAAUUAUGUGCGCCCCAAAAAGAAUUUUAUCACAUGCAUAAAUAAUAAUGUUGGCCGGUUAUCAGCGGUUUGCAAUUCUUACUGAACUGAAUGACAUGCCCUGCACUCGCUGCGCCAUCUAAAUACAUAUUUCUAUAAUGAAGGAAACCAAUAUCAGCAGCGAUUUCUGCUCUUUUUCGCUCUAAAACCAUGCACCCCCACGCACACAUUUUUUUAGCUGAGGAUACCUUGAGAAUUUCAGAAUUUUUUAAUCAAAUAACUUCCCAAAAAAAAGAAAAAGGAGAGCCCUUGAACUUUGAACCGGUGUCAUUAAAUUUGUGCUGGUAGACAUCUUUUAAAAGCCUCUUUGCUCAUCAGGUGAUCAGCACUUAUAAUUUGAAGUCCCAGCUGACAGCUCUUGGCAUGGGCAAAGCCUUUGGGUCUGGAUCGGCUAACUUUAAAGGAAUUUCAGACCGAUCUGAGUUUUGCAUCUCCGCUUUCCUCUACACCGCUUACAUCCUGGUCACUGAGCAGGGCUCACAGUUCUCUAUGUCCUCUGAUGCAAUCAUGUCCAGAUGUUCCUCGCAAAACGCUAUCCUACCUCCGGUGGUUAAUAUUGACUGCCCAUUCCUGUUUAUAAUCAGACAUCUUGAAGAUAACAGAAUUUUAUUUUUGGGACACAUGAACGACCCUCCAUCUUGAAUAAGUUAAUCAUCCUCUGGGCAACCCCAAAUGCACUCUAUGUAUUUUUGGCAAACAUUAAAAUUGUGUAGAAUAAUAAUUAAUAUCCUCAUUAUUAAGUAGUAAUUUACCCCCAAGAACUUACAACCAUCCUCUCCAGCUUAAUGGUAGUAAAUAUUGAAGAGCUUCAGAAAAUUACUGCAGGAAGAUUCAGGAUUUAAUUGGCAGAAAGAAACAUUAACCCCCACAUACACCCCACCCCCAAAAACCAGUGAGAUUUACUUUUAAAAAAGGACAUUUGGAGAGAAAAAAUGAUUAAAAUAAUUCUAGCAUCCUCAAUGCAGUCCUGUUUUAUAAAAGUUUUUUGUUAGUUUUUUUAAUUAGGAUUUCCUAAAUAUUCUAAUUUAGCAUGAAGCAAUUCUAAAAAAGAGAGAAAUUCUUAUCACCUUUUUACUGGCUUAAAACAAUUGACGCAAAAUUAUUUCAGCAACUAUUUGAUCCAAUUGGCAUAGUCUCAUUUGUGUUUGUUUUUAUCUCUUUUAAAAGGUUUGUUCAUUUUAGCGACACUAAGUGUAUGUGUUAUCUAUUAUAAAAUACUUGCAGCUAAUAUAAUCAUCUACUACCAGUAAGCAAUAUUUCUUAGAAUUUAAAAAAAAAAAAUGUUUUUUACAAAUAUAUCAUCAAAGAUAGCUGAAUCUCUUGGUGUCCUUAAUAACAAUAUAAUUUUAGUCUCAGAUUUCGUGUAGUGACUUAAGUGUAUGAAAUAAAUAGUUUUCUUAACUUAAAAAUAAGUCUUAUUUGAUUCUUUUUUUUCACUCUUUGGCAUUUUAAUUGUGACACAUUUUAGUUACUUAUCAUUUUUUUUUUUUUUAUGCAAAAGUUUUGUUACAAGGCAAGAGAUUCAAAUAUUCUUUGGCUUCCUGCAAAAAUUCUUGGUUACGGUAUUUAUGUUGCCUUUAUUGUGGUUCUUCAAACGAAUUUUUUUUAUUAAUUUCACUUUGUUAAAUCUGUUCAGGCUUAAUUAUGUUUUAAUAUUUAGAUUUAAUUAUAUUUUUUUCCAGCGAUUAAUAACAAGCAAGUCUGAAUAUAAUAAUAUUAAUAAUAGUAAACGCAAAAAUGAAUAAAUAGUCUGUAUUCAGCAAACUAUUUAGGAUGGUGUUCUUGCAUUUAAGGCUUCCAACUGAUGACACCACUCUCUUUGUUGGUGUGCAUUAACUUUUUUUUUAGCCACCGUUCUAGACACUGCUGGGACAAGAUUAUGCUUAAUUUCUGGCUAUUAUUAUUGUCAGGAACAGAGCUUUUACCAGCCGAGCCGUCGACUUAUGUUUAAAUUACCGGUAUCAUUUUAUUAAAACAUAUUUAACAUUUCAGGUUAACUGUCCUUACAUUCUCAAACCUUACCUGUCCCAACUGGGCACGGGGCAAGCAUUCAGCCAGAUGGCAAACUUUAGUGGGAUUUCAGAUGAUUUGCCAGGUGUCCACAUCACAGAUGUGGUUCAUAAGGGUUAUAUAAAAGUUGAUGAAGAAGGAACCACUGCAGCGGCGGUGACAAGUGUGGUGUUGACCAAAAGGAAAAGAACCACAGAGGAUAAAUUGAUAUACUGCGCUGACCACCCUUUACUUUUUUUUAAUAAAAGACAACAGAAGUAGUGAAAUAGUUUUAUUUUUAGGCAACAUUCACACAUUGUCAAGCAGCCUGUUGCUGUGACUACUCGUCCUCUGAUUUCACUAAAAAAUGUUGCUGUGUUUCUUUUGUCAUUGCUGAAGCUGUCAAAACUAUGUGCAUUUAUUUUGUGUAUGCACUCUUUCAUUUUGAUACCCAAUAAUCGAUUUCACUCUGGUUUGUUCUAACUUUAGAAUGCAUGAAAUAGCUUUGCUUUAUUGAACUGGAUCUGUGGUGCUACAAAUAAUAUUUUUGGAGCAUGGAUAUAAUUAAUAUAAACUAAAGUUUUCAAAAUUAAAUUCCCAGAGCUUAAUUUUAGUUUUUAUAAUUUUACAAGAUUUCUUCUAUUUGGAAUUUUUAUGUGGGGAGAUGGAAUGAUUUAAUUCAAUAUUCUUUUACCUAAUUUUACUGUUAAAUCUCAACUUUUAAAAAUGCCAUUCAGCAAUCACAAUUUUAUAAGGAUCAAAUUAAACAUUAUGAAGGAAAUAUUUUUUGUUCACCAGAUAACUGACAGCUUUGACUUGAAAUCCACUCUGGUAUCUCUGGGCAUGGGCGAAGCUUUUGAUGAAUCUGAAAAAAGUGCUAACUUUUCAGGAAUGACAACAAAGCCAGAGCUUUACCUCUCUGCCGUCAUCCACAAAGCUUACGUUAAGGUGAACGAGGAGGGCACCGAGGCUGCCGCCGCUACCGGGGCUGUCAUGAUGAUGCGAUGUGCCAUGCCACUGCCCCCACCAACUGUCAAAGUUGAUCACCCUUUCUUGUUUUUAAUUAGAGAUCUCAGAGCCGAAAGCAGCAUUCUGUUUCUUGGUCAAAUUAGUGACCCUUCAAUUUAAUUGACUGCAGCGCUUCCUUAUCACUAGCAUCUAAAUUUGCAUUAAAUAACUAUGAAUAUUUAUAUUCUUUUGUUCUUUUAUCUAUUAACAUAGUUUAAUUAUUAACUUUAAAAAAUUGCAAAUAAAAGGCCCGCUUUCUAUUUCCAUUACAUUUUUGUCAAAUUUUUUUAUAUUAAAUAAAAACUAUUUACUCUUGGCUCACGAGGACUAAAUGAAUGUAUGACAUUGCACUUAAGGCUGACUAUUCAAGCAUAGUCAUAUCCAUGUGAAGUCAAGACGCACAUAUCAUAAGUCUGUUCAGGUCCAUUUUGAUUAAUAUAGUUAGAAAGUUUAAAAUAAUCUGGGCCAUAAUGGUUUUGUAAAAGUUGAUGAAGAAGGAACCACUGCAGCAGCAGCAGCAGCAACUAGUGUGGGGGGUGUGUGGGGGGGGUGUUGACCAAAAGGAAAAGAAACAAAGAAGAAUAUUUUUUUGUGAUGGUAUUUUAUUAUACAAAAAUAUUGUUUUAAUUUUUGUUUUUAUAAGAACUGUAAUAAUUAUUUUCUUCUGUUUGUUUUUUUACGUACUCUUUCAUUGUUACAAUCUACUUUACUCUGCCUUGUUCCUCCUGUUAAGAGGUUGGAAAUAGCUACGCUUGACUGAAGUUUUUAUAUAGUUCUACAAGUAAUAUUUCUGGAGAACUGCUAUGAAAAAAUAUGUAAUGAAAAUUUUUGAAUUAUAUUUUAGUUUUCACG